AACUGAGCCUUUGCCGUGUUUGGAGAGUUUUCAGCUGUUUGCUCAGCUCAGCAUGCCAAGAAGCCAGAGAGGUACCCAGCAGCCUGGAUUCAUUCUUCGUGUUAGAAAAGUAUUUGACUCUGAGAAAUUGUGAAAUCACCCUGGCCACACUGUAGAAUUGUGUUGAACUUUUAUUUAUUUUAGCGUUUUUAUUUUUCUGUCUAAAAAAAGAAAAAACAGGUUGGAGACUAUCUCUUUCAAAGAAAGCUUCUAAAAGCUGCUAAGACUGGCAAGGGUGUAAAAUGAUAUGAGAACUUUUCAGCAGGAUUCCAAAUUCAGGAAAGAUUUUCCCAAGCACCUACUAUGUUCAGUCUACCAUGCAGGAAUACUUUGGAGAAUCUGAAGUUCUGGGUUAACCCUCAAAACUUUGAAAGCAAUGGCUGAAAAAGAAAGAUGAGCACCUUGACCUUCCCACUGGAAAUGAUUGAGGAGCCUAGUAAUAAACGGGUCAAACCCCUCUCCAGGGUCACGUCACUAGCAAACCUCAUCCCACCUGUGAAGGCCACACCAUUAAAGCGCUUCAGCCAAACCUUGCAGCGCUCCAUUAGCUUCCGCAGUGAGAGCCGGCCUGACAUCCUCACCUCCCGACCUUGGUCCAGAAAUGCUGCCCCCUCUAGCACAAAACGAAGAGACAGCAAGCUGUGGAGUGAGACCUUCGAUGUGUGUGUCAAUCAGAUGCUCACAUCCAAGGAAAUCAAACGUCAGGAGGCCAUCUUUGAGCUUUCCCAAGGAGAAGAAGACUUGAUAGAGGACUUGAAAUUAGCAAAAAAGGCCUAUCACGACCCCAUGCUGAAACUCUCCAUCAUGACAGAACAAGAAUUGAAUCAGAUUUUUGGAACCCUGGACUCUUUAAUCCCUCUACAUGAAGAUCUCCUUAGUCAGCUUCGAGGUAUUCGGAAGCCUGAUGGCUCGACUGAGCACGUCGGUCCCAUCCUGGUGGGCUGGCUGCCUUGUCUCAGCUCCUACGACAGCUACUGCAGUAAUCAAGUAGCUGCCAAAGCCCUACUGGACCACAAAAAGCAAGACCACAGAGUCCAGGAUUUCCUACAGCGAUGUUUAGAAUCCCCCUUUAGCCGCAAACUAGACCUCUGGAAUUUCCUUGAUAUUCCAAGAAGCCGUCUGGUGAAAUACCCUCUGCUUCUUCGUGAAAUCUUGAGGCACACACCAAAUGAUAACCCAGAUCAACAGCACCUGGAAGAAGCAAUCAACAUUAUUCAGGGAAUUGUGGCAGAAAUCAACACCAAGACUGGGGAAUCUGAAUGCCGCUAUUAUAAAGAGCGUCUCCUUUACUUGGAGGAAGGCCAGAAAGAUGCCCUGAUCAACAGCUCGAGGGUGCUAUGUUGUCAUGGUGAACUGAAGAAUAACCGGGGCGUGAAACUACAUGUUUUCCUGUUCCAAGAAGUGCUUGUGAUCACUCGAGCUGUCACCCACAAUGAGCAGCUCUGCUACCAGUUGUACCGGCAGCCAAUCCCCGUGAAGGACCUCCUACUGGAAGACCUGCAGGAUGGAGAAGUGCGGCUGGGCGGCUCCCUGCGUGGGGCCUUCAGCAACAAUGAGAGAAUUAAAAACUUUUUCAGAGUAAGUUUCAAAAAUGGAUCCCAAAGUCAGACCCACUCGCUACAAGCCAACGAUACCUUCAACAAACAGCAGUGGCUUAACUGUAUUCGUCAAGCCAAAGAAACAGUUCUGUGUGCUACUGGGCCGACUGGAGUGCUUAACUCCGAGGGACCAUUCCUAAAUCCCACCACUGGGAGCAGGGAGCCACAGGGAGAGACAAAACUUGAGCAGAUGGACCAAUCAGACAGUGAGUCAGACUGUAGCAUGGACACAAGUGAGGUCAGCCUUGACUGUGAGCGUAUGGAACAGACAGACUCUUCCUGUGGCAACAGCAGGCACAUUGAAAGCAACGUCUGACAGAAAUGCAUGUACUUCCUGGAAGUCGCCCUGUGUCUUACCUGUACAGUAUUUGCAUUCCACACAUGGAACAGUUUGGAGAAGCACUUUUUAAUAUUUUUGUGACCGUGUUGACCCAGUCACUUAUAUCUGUACCUUUGUCCAUAGUACUGUAACUGCCAGUCUGUCUGUGUAAGCUGGAAUUUGUGGCAACUAUUACCCUGUGUUGUAUUUCACAAGUGUCUGGAUGGAUGGAGAGGUACU
This is a messenger RNA of Orycteropus afer afer, 2196 nucleotides long. The record is from RefSeq and is a predicted model, not a curated record. Lineage: Eukaryota; Metazoa; Chordata; Mammalia; Tubulidentata; Orycteropodidae.